Diaporthe batatas is the source of this 968-nucleotide messenger RNA. RefSeq lists its product as uncharacterized. The record is from RefSeq and is a predicted model, not a curated record. NCBI's taxonomy places the organism in Eukaryota, Fungi, Ascomycota, Sordariomycetes, Diaporthales, Diaporthaceae. The transcript is spliced from 3 exons. The coding region runs from base 226 to 951 and encodes 241 amino acids.
AUUCCCUGGCCCGUAUCAUCCUUCCAAUUCUCGAUGACACUUUCAAGCUGCAGAAGUAUUUUGGCCGUCAGGUCGAAUCUAGACGCGCAACAGUCGAGAGCCCAACCGUCCAACAGUUUGUCGCACAACUCCCUGAAAUAGGCUCCUGUUGUCUUCACCUGACAGCGGGACCCAGAAAAAGGAUUGGCAAUUAAAAGCAUGCCUAGUGUGUAAUUUCGAGCUGAAAUGGCAGAUAAAAAAACAAGGAUCGAUCUUAUUCCCUGGGAUUUUAGCUCCGAGGAGCACCAGCAGCGCAUGUACCUACAACGGGUCGCAUGUGGGUGGAGGAGCGAUGAGAUCCAACGGUGGGUUGAGCUUGGAAAGGCUGGCCAGAAGACUCUCUACUGGGUUCUGCUUGCCGAGGUCCUACCAGCACGAGACCGAGAGGCUCUGAGCUCUCAACACACUGCUGAGUUUCCGCAGGAGUCAGCCCCAAUCGUGGACACAGCAACAACGCACUGGCAAAAGCCCCGCACACCCAGCAACCGUGCAUUCAUCCCCAUCGGCCACGUCGCCCUGGACCUCCGCCCCGAAGAAAACGCGCACCUCAAACUCACAGACGAGGGGAUUGUCUGGGUCGCGGGCCUCUACAUCUCCUGGGUUCUCCAUAGCCGGGGUUUCGGGCGGGAGGCCAUGGGCAUGGUCGAAAGCAUCGCCUCCCUGGAGCCCCUGAGCGCAAAAUGCAUCGUGCUGGACACCAUGCCUAAAGAUCAGCAGAUGAAGCCGGCUUUCAUCGAGAAGGUGUAUACCAAACAGGGGAUACCCAAACCGGCUGUGCCCGUGCAGGACUGGUAUGAGAAGCAGGGGUAUGAAGUCUUUGCUAGGGACGUGGCUGCGUACAAGUGGGAGAACGCCACUACUGGGGAGACUGAGGAUUUUGAUUACCUAUAUUUGAGGAAGAAGUUAACUUGAACGCGCAUCACUUUCAC